AUGCAAACAUAUUACUAUCCCAGGCCUACUCCUCAAGAUGUUUUAAUAGAGGAAAGAGAUUGGAAUCCAACUAACACUUCUUAUAGUGAAAGUGAGAUUUAUGAAUGGAAUCUUGAUGGGUUAACUGAUAGGCAGUUGACGAUUAUGGUUCAUAGGAUGCUUAUGUAUGAUACUAUCUGCAAAAGUAUUAGUAACACUGACAAGACCAUUUACAAGAUGAUUAUUGCAAGAUUUACCGAUCAACUAAGAGGAUGGUGGGAUAAUUAUAUGCCCUCUGAUGCGAGAGCAGCGGUAAUUAAUGCUAAGGCAGUAAAUGAAGGAGUUGAUAAUUUAGGCUUUGCCCUUGUUCAAAAUAGAGAAGACGUUGUAUGUAUCGAAGAAGUAGCUUCUUUUGAAAAGCUUGUUAGUUUUACCAAGCUCAUUCCUCCCCUUUGUAUAAUUGGAGAGCUGGAUGAGGAUCCAUAUGACGAUCCUGAUGUUUUUGAGGAGGAUUAUCUUCCCCUUCCGCAAGAAGAACAAGCUUCAAGCAGUAGUAGUAGUACUGGGGCAUCAUCAUCUCAACUACAACCUUCAUUAGAUGAUUGUUUGAAGCUACUCAGAGGAGAAAGGGAUGAACAGAGGUUAGCGGGUCUACUUCUUGUUACCAAAUUUUGCAGUAAAGAUGACCAUACAGCCAUUCGCAAGGUUUACGAUGCCCUAGGACCUCAAUUCCUACACCGACUGCUUCGAACUGGAAUAGGGAAAGGAAGUGAUGUCGGGAGCGAUAAUCGUGAUGCCUACUUGCAAUUGUCAAUCACAGUUCUUGCAGCAUUUUGUAGAGUUCCCCAGAUUGCAGCUUCUGAAGAAAUGAUUAAUAAGAUUCCUCUCAUUCUAGAGACAAUAUCCAAAGAAGCAGGAUCACCUAUCAUUGAAGACUGCUAUGAAUAUUUGUUUUUGGUCUCAACGGCGAGUGAAGAAGGGGUUCAAACCUUGUACAAAUCUGGUGGCUUGAACGUGCUAGCUUCGCAAAUGAUGAUUCUACCCGAUGGUUCUCAUAUGAUUGAACUUGCUCUGAGACUUGUGCAAAUCAUUGUCAUUAAGCUACCCUCAGAAUAUGUUUAUUCUGAGCAUCCAACUGACCUGUCAAUGGUGGUGUGUGCAGUGGCAAAGCAGUUUGCUGUACUACAGAAUGCACUGAAAUUUGAAGCGCUUCACCUCCUAUCAACUAUCCUGUCCAACAGAUAUUCUGCACCUGUAUAUGAUGCUCUUCGCUUAAUGGAAAAUGACGUUUGGUCAACAAAUUUGCGGAUUGGUAUUGUGGCUAUCUUGCAAAAUCGAGUUGCACCUUCACAUAAACUUCAUGCUCUUGUUCUGGCUGAGUGUGUCAUAUCAAUUGUUGGUGAACGGUGGCUUAUUGGGGAGAUGAACUUAACUGGUUCUCAGGUUUCCCUGCCUGCUGACAGGUGCAUUCUGCUUAUUUUGGAGUCGUCAAGGAUUGAAAUUGCUGUUCUUCUAAAUGAUCUGGCAUGCUUAAAAUAUGAUGCCUCCAACGCAUCCUCAAAUAGAGAGAACAUUCUUGUGAAGCAGAGGAAUCUUGGUGUAGCCUUCUCUUUGGUUGAAAAAAUAAUUAAACUUAUUUCUAGUUUUGGUGGAGAAGAGUCAACUGCCAAUGCUAUUAUCAGUGAGAACACUUUCACAAAAAUCAUUUCUGGGCUCAAUGAGACAAUUGGUGUUGUUUUGGACUAUAUACGAGAUGCUAAGGAGCAUGGACAGAUGAAAGGGGAUGAUCUUCUAGCAGCAGUGCGAGUAAUCGGAAGCUAUCUUGCAGAAGCACCAGAUGCAUGUAAAGAUAAGGUCAUAGAACUCCUAGGUUAUAUGCUCUCAAUUGAAGGGGAAGAUGAAUUGAGUCCUUUUUAUUCCAUCUGUUUUUUGCUUCCCAUGCUGUGUCAAAUAACUCUCAAGACUGGAGGAUGUAAAAUUUUAGCUUCCUCAGGUGCAUUUAGAGAAGUUGUUGGUUACCUCAUUGCUUUGAUUGACCAAAACAAUUUUACAUCUGAGGAUAAUGGUUCUAUAUUCUUGGCUUGCGAUACAAUUUUGAAUCUUCUUCUAAAGCAGGAACAAAUUGAAUUUCCCUCAGAUGAUCCCAGUUUUAUCAGACUUUUAGUAGCAUUGUCACGUUGGGCGGAGGGUAUGGAUGAUGCAUCUAUUAUCAUGAUGGCAUCAAGCAUCUGUUCGCUUAUACUCGAUUUGACAUCAGAGGAAGCUCUUCUAAAUCAUCCAGACUUCACUAGUGGCGAUAUUGGUAAUCUGUCAAAGCUCAUUAGACGAAGCUUUGUGAUGUGUGGUCAGGACUUGAUAUCCGAUGAUGCUAAAGCUGAAGUAGAUCUUUUUCAGAUAAUUACCUCAGCAUAUUCAUCAUGGGCUGAUCGGUUUCCUAGCAUUAAACAAGCUGUGGAGAGCUCAGGGCCUUUUGGAUUUCGAUGUGUUUCAUAGGACUCUUGGAAAUUGGGGCACUGAUCAAUUGAGUUAUAGUACACCUUGGAUGAAGGGUAUUGUCUUACUGCAAUCACUCAUGGCAUUUCGUUCCUGC
Messenger RNA from Solanum verrucosum, 2569 nucleotides. RefSeq lists its product as uncharacterized. The record is from RefSeq and is a predicted model, not a curated record. The coding region runs from base 1 to 2472 and encodes 823 amino acids. Lineage: Eukaryota; Viridiplantae; Streptophyta; Magnoliopsida; Solanales; Solanaceae. The transcript is spliced from 19 exons.